Knipowitschia caucasica is the source of this 1500-nucleotide messenger RNA. Lineage: Eukaryota; Metazoa; Chordata; Actinopteri; Gobiiformes; Gobiidae. The record is from the annotation of a GenBank genome assembly.
AUGAGCGGAGGAGGGACGCCUUACCUGGGCAGUAAGAUCAGCCUGGUGUCGAAGGCCGCGAUCCGCUAUGAGGGGAUCCUGUACACGAUCGAUACCGAGAACAGCACCGUGGCCCUGGCCAAAGUGCGCUCAUUCGGGACAGAGGACCGUCCCACCGAUCGGCCCAUUCCUCCGCGGGACGACACGUUUGAGUACAUCAUCUUCAGAGGCAGCGACAUCAAAGACCUGACCGUGUGUGAGCCGCCCAAGUCCGCCUGCUCCCUGCCCCCGGACCCUGCCAUUGUGCAGUCGUCAAUGAGCUCGUCCUCUGCUCCGCCGCCGUUCCAGUCCAGCUCUUACGGCCUGUUUAACCGCGCCGCUGCUCCCUCAUACAGCCAGUUCACCUCCAGCCCACUGGUGUCACCGCAGUUUGGAGCGGUGGGAGUCGGACGUGCAGGGCCAGCUCACUCUUACAGCGCUGCGUUCGGCCGCGCUCCUCCUGAAGCUCAGACUUUUGUAGACGAAGGCCGCAGCAGCCCCUCUCUUGAACCCCAGAGGAAGUCUCCCUCUGCAGCAGAACCAGUCCCCCCCAGCUCCUCCUCCUCUGCCCCCUCUGCUCCUCCUGCUCCGGGCCUUGGCCAGAGGAGUCCAGCACACAGCAGGACAGCGCCCCCCCCUGGAGCCACUGUGCACAAGUCUCCUUUACAAGAUGUGGGGUCUGGAGACGGUCAUAGGAGAGGAGCAGAUGUACACAAAGUCAAAGCAGAGGAGCAGAGACCAGCGGAGCAAGACCCCAAACGGCCCCCAGUUGUGGGCGCUCCGAUGCACAGGCGUGGAGGUCGAGGAGGAGGUGGUGGAGGCAGUGGUGGCGGAGGCGUAGGAGGAGGUGGUGGUGGAGGAGGAGGAGGAGGUGGAGGCGGAGGAGGAGGCGGGCACAGGGGCAGAGGCCGCUUCAAUGUUCGCAGAGAUGGACCCGUGAAGUUUGAGAAGGACUUCGACUUUGAGAGCGCCAACGCCCAGUUCAACAAGGAGGACAUCGACCGCGAGUUCCAGAGCAAGCUGAAGAUCAAAGACGACGGGGAGAAGGCGGUGAACGGGGAGGAGAAGGAGCCUGGAGCAGAGCCUCAAACUGAGCCCAGUGCAGACGAGGACCGAGACCCUCUGGGACCCAACUGUUACUACGACAAAACCAAAUCCUUCUUUGACAACAUCUCUUGCGACGACUCCAGAAAAGACAAAUCCGCAGCCGGUGUUGUGUUUGGGAGGGUGCACCGGCAAACGUGGGCAGAGGAACGGCGCAUGAACGCAGAGACCUUUGGGAUCCCUCUGCGUCACGGUCGCGGCCGGGGCGGAUACCGUGGGCGCGGGGGCAUGGGGUUCCGGGGCAGCAGGGGGCGGGGCUCGUUCGGGCCUCACCCACGGGGAGGGGGCUACAGAGGCGGCUACAGGAACCACAACAGCCAGGCCGGACGGGAGUUCGCCGAUCUGUCCUACAGGAAGGAGAACAAGGCGUCGGCGUAG